GUAUGCAGUUGUCACAAGUUCAAUGAUGCAUGGCCCGUGUGGUACAGUACGUCCUAAUAAUGUGUGCAUGAAGAAUGGGAAAUGUAGUAAGCAUUACCCCAAGGAAUACUCUUCUCAAACAACUAUUGAUGAAACUGGGUUUGCUAAAUAUCUUCGGCGGAACAAUGGUAGAGUUUUCAACUGUGGCGGGGUUGAUCUGGAUAAUCGAUGGGUUGUACCCUACAAUCGAUAUUUGUUACUACGAUUUGGAGCGCAUAUCAAUAUUGAAUAUUGUAACAAGACAAGGUAUGGCUGAAGUAAAUCGUAUUUAUCUAUAUGACGUUGUUGUUUCCUUUAUUAUAUUACCAAACUCAGAUUCUUAAUGACAGGCUAUAUGUAUACUUAUAUGCUACACUCAUUAUUAACUUUAUGCAUGCAUAUGAAUUAUGAUUUAAUUUCCAAAGAUGAAUAAAAACCAAACCAAUAUUUGUGCGAUUUCUCUUUUUUUUAGUUAUUUUAUAAACCCAGUGUUAUCUUAUUGGUGUGACUUCUUGCCGCAACUCUGUAAUUUUUGUAAUGUUUUUUGGUGUGUUUUCCUUCAUUUUUUUUUUGCCCCUUGAAUAAGCUAUUGUGAUCCAUUUGUUGCCUUUUGUUCUCUGUACUUUGAUUUCUUAUUUAAUACAAGUCACAUUUAAGAAAAAAUGUAAUACAACUUUUUUCUACUUCCCUAUCUAACAUCUACAACUUGGUUUUAUUUGAUGUUUCUAUAGGGCUGUGAAAUAUUUGUUUAAGUACAUCAACAAACCCGAGGAUCGUGCAAUGGUCACUGUAGCUGCACAACAAACAGCUUCGGCUAUGGAUGGUCGGAAUCGUGGAACUACGGUUGUGCAUAUCGAUGAGAUAAAGGCAUUCAUGGAUGCCCGUUACAUCACAUCGGGAGAAGCAUGUUGGAGAAUUUUUAGGUUUGAUAUAUACACUCACUCUCCAACAGUACUGCGUAUGUUCUGUCAUUUGCCUGGUGAGAAUACAGUGUAUUCAAAUGUUGAUUCUAACAUGGAGGAAGCGGUUGAGUCUAGCAGUUCCCAAACCUCAAUGUUGUUAGCAUGGAUGGAUCUCAAUCUUCAGUCAAUGGAUGCACGGAAAUAUACCUUUGCGGAGAUGCCACAAUAUUAUGUAUGGAAUAAAAAAUACAAGAAGUGGCAGCAGCGCAAAAAAGGUACCUGCAUUGCUAGAUUAUAUUACUGCUACCCAUCCGCAAAGGAGCGAUACUAUUUGCGAAUGCUAUUGCAUGUUGUUAGGGGUUGUUGUUCUUAUGAUGAUAUUAGAACAGUGAAUGGGGUGGUAUAUGAAACAUUCCAAAAAGCAUGUUAUGCUCGGGGACUGUUAUCAGGAGAUUCUGAAUGGAAUGAUUGUGUACAAGAAGCUUCGCACUGGGCUUCUGGUUAUAAACUUAGAAAACUUUUUGUCACAAUUCUUAUUCAUUGUCAGGUGGCUGAUGUGACAUCUUUUUGGUUAAAGAAUUGGGAAUUACUAAGUGAAGGCAUUUUGCAUUCACGACGUAGAGAGCUGAAUUUACCCCAGUUGAAUUUGUCGGAGGAUGAAAUUAAGGAGUUGUGCCUUAUUCAUAUUGACAAAUUGAUGGAGAGAUUUUCGAAGUCAUUAGCAGAUUUCCCUGGGUUGCCUGUUCCCGAUCAGUGUUUGCGUUCACAUACGGUAAACAGGCUGAUAGAUAUGGAGAUGAAUUAUGGACCCGAUGACUUAGACUGUUCUGAGGAUCGACAUAGUAGACCGUUGAAUGGAGAACAACAAAUCGCUUACGAUAUGGUAUUACAUUCUGUUUAUACCAAUGAGGGUAAAUGCUUUUUUGUGGAUGGAUUUGGGGGUACUGGUAAGACAUUUCUGUGGCGAGCAAUUUGUGAGCAAUUAAGAUUUGAGAAGAGGAUAGUAUUAUGUGUUGCUUCAUCUGGUAUUGCUGCACUGCUCAUGGUCGGUAGAAGAACUGCACACUCAAGAUUUCACAUUCCCCUGGAUUGUGAUACAAAAUCAACUUGCAAUAUUGAGCAAGGUUCUGAGGUAGCUGAAUUGAUUCUCAAUGCUUCACUUAUUAUCUGGGAUGAGGCACUGAUGGCUCAUAAACACAACAUAGAGGCCCUAGAUAGGACAUUGAGGGAUAUUUUCCGAGUUAAGCAUGUUGAUUCUGAGUUGAAGCCUUUUGGAGGUAUGACUAUUGUGUUUGGAGGUGAUUUCAGACAGACGUUACCUAUCAUCACGAAGGGUACACGGACUGAAAUUGUUAAUUCUUCCAUAAAGAGAUCUUAUUUGUGGCGGUCUAUGACAGUAUUGAAGCUAACCGAGAACAUGCGAUUAAAAUUGCCUCUUUCUGAAGCAUCGGCCAGGUUAGCAAUCUCAAAUUUUUGCAAAUGGCUUUUGGAAAUCGGUGAUGGUACAAAUAGUAAUAUUUUUGGAGAAUCAAUUAUCCCGAUACCUCUACACAUUUGUGUUCCCCGUCGCAGUGAUCCAAUUCCUGAUAUUGUUGCUGAAAUAUAUGGUCAGUUACUCUCCACUGAAAAUAUGUCAACCUAUUUGGUUGAGCGAGCUAUCUUAGCCCCUCAUAAUGACACUGUUGCGGCCAUUAACGAUUAUGUAUUGGGUCUAUUUCUUGGUGAAGAAGUUUCUUAUUUUAGUUCGGAUUCGCUAGAGAUUGAUGCCAAGAAUCAGCAUGUUGAAGAAGGGGACUACACAGUUGAAUUCUUGAACUCUUUAAAGAAUGGGAAUUUUCCGGAACAUGAGUUGAAAUUGAAGUUGGGGUGCCCUGUUAUUCUGCUUCGAAAUCUGGAUCAGAGUACUGGGCUUUGCAAUGGAACUCGGAUGAUCGUUAAGAGAUUAGGUAAGUGGUUUAUUGAGGUCCAAAUUUUGACCGGGACACAUGUUGGUGAUACAGUUUUCUUACCACGCCUAAGUCUAUCGGUCCACUACAAGAGCUUAAAUUUCACUCUGGUUCGAAGACAGUAUCCAAUUGCACUGUCAUAUGCAAUGACAAUUAACAAGAGUCAAGGUCAAACAUUAAAUCACGUUGGCAUCUGCUUUCAAAGACAAGUAUUUUCUCAUGGACAGUUGUAUGUUGCUAUGUCUCGAGUUACGUCGAAAAGGGGACUCAAGAUUCUUAGCUGUGACUCUCAAGGUAAACCGGUGAAGACUAUGCAGAACAUUGUGUUCACUGAGAUUUUUGAGUAGUGGUUUAUUGAUGUAUUAUGUUUUAUUCGAUUUGAGGACUAAGACUGUCAAAUUUAUCGGGUCGUUACAAUUUGAAUCUUGAGUUCUCAAUUUGUCCAAAUUAUUUUCCUGUUUUUAACAGCCAAUUAUAUGAAAUGUGAUUUAUGCACACUACUUUAUAUUUAAUUGUACCUCAAUUUGCAGAAUUUAGUUACAAUCUAACAAAUAUCAUUAACUUUUAACUAUUACAUUCACAAAAUGAAAAACAAAAUUAUUUUUUUAUUAAUUACAUUAAUUAUGAUAUCACUUUGCUUAUGGAGAAUUUAACUAUUAUCACACUUGAUUUGCGAGAUUUUCUUCUCAUUUACCUACAAUAAUUAUUUUAUAAAUUAACCUAUAUAAAAGGAUUCAAAUUCAUUCAGUAGUGACUCGAGAUUAAUUAAUUAGUGAUACUUUAAGCAUGGUUCAGUUUUGUUUUUUUUUUAAGAAACCUGAUUUCAUUAUGAAAUCGGAAAAUGAUAAAGAGUUGGACCAUGAUCCUUGAAAGAUAGAAGUCUAAACAAAUCGUAAAGUUGAGCCCACCCAAAACACAAAAUGAAAGCUCACCCACAAAUACAUAAAUCAGAAAAAAAACACAAGAGAAAAACUCCAAAGCCCACCCCAACACCCACGGUAACCCAACCCAGAAAAAACCCAAACACACCAAACACCACAACCCAGCCCACAAAAACAACCCAAACAUGGUUCAGUUAAAUAAAAUAUAGUUAGAGAGGGAAUGCCCAGCCGGAUUUGUUGAAACUAAAUGGCCAACCUAUUCCCAUAAAAAAAAAGGCCAACCUACACUACCUUGGGCGGAUCUUUCUCCACUCCCCCACUCCCCCACCUCCUCUACUGCCCAGUAUCCGAUUUUUUUGGAUCUUCUAUGAGGUGAAGGCUGCCGCAUUCCAAGCCAUUAUUUCUUUAUUAAAUACAUUCAUUAUGAUUUUCAUUUCAUGUUAAUUAGUGGUGGUGUGGGCGGGCCGGCCGGGUUGGCGCAUCAAAUAAUAAUUAGCAACUUUGAGAGGCAAUUUUGGACAAGAAUUGUUGACACAGUCUCAAUUAGCAAUGUUGUUAAAACGGAACCGGACAUCGAUCCGGAUUAGUAAAGGGUUCAAGGUUUAUCAAAUAACCGGUGGUAAAUCGAUAUUAAAAAUCGAUCAUAAACCGGUGUUGACUUACUUGGUAGACUUAACAAUUAUUUUUUUUACAAUUAUUGUUUCACUUAUUAGAGAUAAAAGAAUAAAGUGAGAAUUAUUAAAACUGAAAAAGCAUAAUUUGGGCGGCUGCUAGGUCUUUUUUGGGAAAAGUGAAAUGAUUUUUCUUCUCUUUAUAUUUUAUUCUGUACUUACCUUCUUUUGUUUUUGAAUUUUUAAUUGCAACAAAAUAAAAGGAAGGCGCAUGUUUGAUUUUAAGAAGGUGGGUCGUUCCCCUCAAAAAAAAAAAAGGUGGGUCGUGAGUUCCGUGACACAGCCGCCUCUUGAACUCUAAAUGGCCAACCUUCUCCACUCCCCCAUGAGGCCACAAAUCCUUCUCCACUCCCCCACUAUCCCACUUUCCACACACACACGUACUCCACUGCAUGCGGCCAAGUAAAUCAGGUGUGUAGAAUCACUUUCUCUCCUUUAUAUAAUGGAGAUACCACUUUCUCUCAUGUUACAAUUUCCGUUUACUACUUCCCAUACAAAACACUUCGGUUCCAUUGACCGUGCGAAUUGCAUUCAAUAUGGCGGGCCUGCCUCAAUUCAAUCAGAAGUACUGCUCAUGCAUCCAACAAAUACUACAUCAUGUAAUUUCGAUUCUUUUUCACUACUUACUGCCAAAACUUACAGUCCAAUAUAUAGGCUUCCCCAUGGUUUUAUUGCUAAUCUGCAAUAUGAUGAUGCUCUUGAAAUUUGUGAGCGUGCCGGCACCAUCGAUCUCAUUAUGUUGCAAGUGGAUGUCAAAAAUCAGGUAACUAAACAAAUAAAUUUCUUUUUAAUCGUACGCCUUUUGUGGCAUGCUGCAUUUUAUCGAUUUACUUUGACAAUUUUCGUUUCUGUGUUUACAUCAGGGCACCUCUUUUUUGUUAUCCGGACGUGUAACGAAUUUGACGACGUCCUGGUCCCCUGCAUCCAGAAUCCAUUUCGUCCACCUCACAAUUGAGGACGAAUUCAUUGGUGUUGGCAUCGUCUUCCCGUCAUCACAGUUACGAACGAUUGUUGGAUCUGUAUUCAGUCAUGCAGAUGUUGUCAAUGCUGACUACAUGGCCCUUCUGAACAUGCUUGGAGAACAGACAUUUGAAGUCAUGGUCACAGUCGGUCCCUGGAACGAUGCAUUUGGUUAUUGUGAACUUGUGUUGGUGAAAUUAUUUUUGCCUUUGUUGAAUUGAGUACCAUGUCAUGAACAAUGAGACAAUGUCUUGAGUUUUCUUAUUUUGGACUUGCAUGUUAUUUGUCGUAAUAUUCAACUAGAUUAGAUUUGUGAUUAGUAAAAUUUCAUGUAAGUAUUUUAUCGUGAUUAGCUAAUCUUCAAAUGUAUUUCUAACUUAUUAUGAAUGUUCAUUCAAAUUACAUGUCCGUCUUCAACGAAUUGCAAAAUUGCAACAAUCUUAUGAUAAUAUAAAACAAGACUCAUUUCUCGACACUAUCAUUAUAGAUAUUGUAACUCCAUUUCCUUAAACAAAUGCGGCCAACGGGCCGGGCUAUAGGCUAGUAAUAAUAUCCUACAAAUUAUAUAUGGAGAUUCUCCUUAAGCACACACCCAAUCCAAUUUUUCCUUGCCUAUGCGCAUAGAACGGAAGGACUAUUUAGUCCUUUUGUUUACUCAUCUAUUCCGCUACUGUCUCAUGUGCCUAAAAGCCUAAUCAAAUUGAGAUACAAAUUAAAAACUUAUUAAAACUCAUGCUCCAAUUGUUGAUAUAUAAUAAUAAAAUAAAAUUCAACCUACAACUCUCGCGGCAUCAUUGUUACAAAAUUCAAGCUCCACUAAUCAACUUCAACAAUUUCGACUAAUUCAAGGUUGUCAACCCGGUUUAGCCUAUUGACCCGUCGAGCAAGUGGGUUGAGGGUUAAUUGUUCGAUCAUUUUAGUUCGGUUUAGCUCGAAUAUAUGAAAAUACAUUAUAUUGUUAUACAUUUAUAAAUUAUAUUAAAUCUCAUAUAACAUACGAGUAAUAAGAUGUAACAUUACACAAAAAUAACAUUUUGUACUUGCAUCCAGCAUAUAGUGAAAAUUCACAAACACAUAUAUAACAUCAAUAUUAGAAUGUUCAAUUUAGAAUCUCAAAGAUUGGGUUAGGACUUAGGAGAAAAGAAAAAUCGGAAAAUCGGAGCAUUUUACAAACCAAAGGAAAAAAAGAGAUAGUCUGACCUCCAGCUCGGUACCUUGCAGCGGUCGACCCGAUGUGUGUGUGUGGCCCAUUUUUCUAACCAGGUCCAAAUCAAAAUGGAUUAACCGGUGGUUCGACCCACAGGACGACAACCUUGGACUUAUCACUGCAUCAUCAGUCCAUCCGGCAUUAGAAAUUGCCGAUGAUUAUAUGCAUAUCUAUAUAUGUUCGUCCGUAUUAGGUCAGAUAAUUUAUUAUGUGAUACAAAUCUAAAAAUUAUUCAAGAAUAUGAUAAGUGUAUUUGAAUUAUUUAAGGUAUUGAGAUUCACGCCUAUUUAAAAUUUUAUUAUUGCUAAAAUAUGAGGCCAUAAAAGUUAAAUCCUAAUUAGUUUAAGUAAAAUUACAUAUCAUUCCGAUCGAGGAAAGUACCAUGGAUAUUAUUUACUCCAAAACAUGUCAAAUAGACCGGAUAAAAUGUGUUAGGUCAAAUAUGUCAUCCCUAAUCAAUAUCAUUGUAAAAAUACUCAGCCCCACAAUUCCUUUCUUAAUUAUGAAUGUGUUUUCAAUAUUUAGUUCCUAGAUUUGAAGCCUUCUAAUUGUAAUAAGUUUCAAUCGAUGUUACAUCUAUGGAAUAAAAAUUCAAGUUUUAGUUGUGAUAAAUUGCCCCUAAUAAAUUGUUUUUCUAUAAAGAUCAUCCACUAUAAAAUAUAGUCACAAUAACACAUGCUUAGGGAUGGAUGGUUAAUUGAAUUGUCAUGAAUUUCUUGCUAUGUGAUUUUUACUUAUCCUCCAAGGUGGUUCUGCCUAUUGAGGCAAAUAGUUCCAUAGUAUUAUGCCAAAAACUGACAACAUCAUUAUGUCUAAGAUGUACAUCUCAAUUAUGUAGUCAUUAAGUAUAUUUUUAUUUCAAUUAUUGUUAAGAUUGUAUCUAUAUCAUAUUGUUUUUAGCAAUUAUUUUUGCAGUUCUACAUCUCAAAUAAAUAUUGUCCUUGGAAAAUCAUUCAAUCAGUCAAAUCAUGCUUUAUUUAGAUCUUAAAAAUUGAAGGUAAUAAGAUAUUUAAGUUAGCAUAAUUAUAAAUCAUUAUGGAAAUAUAAUUACUAUAUUCAUGACUAGAAAAACAACUUGAAUUUGAAAAUACUUAUCAGUAUGUGUACCUCAAAUGCAACGAUCCAUUUAUUCACGUUCACGGAAGCUUACAAUGGCCGAAAUCCCUCCACAAACAUAUAUACUCGGCUGCACCCCAAGCCCUAACCCACGUCAGAAAAGAAAAAUAUGUACAUGGG
This is a messenger RNA of Linum trigynum, 7821 nucleotides long. The record is from the annotation of a GenBank genome assembly. Lineage: Eukaryota; Viridiplantae; Streptophyta; Magnoliopsida; Malpighiales; Linaceae.